AUUAACAAAGAACAUGGAUACUGGUAACUCCAAACAUUGAGCAUUAUUAUUAGUAUUAACAAGACAAUGAACACUAAUAAUGAUGGUGAAGCGUCUGGCAGUAUUGAAAAGAAAGAAAAAAGUCAUGAAAGAAAAUUAGAAAAAUGCAUGUCUGAUACUGACUAUGAAGGCAGGGAGGAGAGUACUGACCAUUUCUGUAAAACUGUUCAGAACAAUGGCGGAAGUAAAGCCCAGGAAGACAGUCCCCUAAGGAGUUCAGCUGUGAAUAUUCAUCUUGAUGAAUCAAUACCCAUUGCCCAGCCUGGCACAGAUGUGAAAAUAUUGUCAUCUCAACCAUCAGAUCUCAUUGAUCUGGACACCGAUUUACCCAACUACAACCUAUCUCCAUUUUAUAAAAUUUGCAAAAGUUUCCCACAUGAUAGCCUAGAAAAUGUUGAAAGGGAAUAUAAAACAGUCACAGUAACAAGGGACGCAAGAUAUAGCCAUGAGCAUGAGGAAGAAGUAUUGAAGACCUCAGGAGUUGAAAGUAUCAGUCAGGAUUUGUGUAUAACACAACAGGAGACCUCGGAAGUUGAAAGUAUUAGUCAGGAUUUGUGUAAAACAGAACAGGAGACCUCGGAAGUUGAAAGUAUUAGUCAGGAUUUGUGUAAAACAGGACAGAAGACCCUGGAAGUUGAAAGUAUUAGUCAGGAUUUGUGUAAAACAGAACAGGAGACCUCGGAAGUUGAAAGUAUUAGUCAGGAUUUGUGUAAAACAGAACAGGAGACCUCGGAAGUUGAAAGUAUUAGUCAGGAUUUGUGUAAAACAGAACAGGAGACCUCGGAAGUUGAAAGUAUUAGUCAGGAUUUGUGUAAAACAGAACAGGAGACCUCGGAAGUUGAAAGUAUUAGUCAGGAUUUGUGUAAAACAGAACAGGAGACCUCGGAAGUUGAAAGUAUUAGUCAGGAUUUGUGUAAAACUGAACUGGAGACCUCAGGAGUUGACAAUAGAAACAAGGAUUAUUUGGUUGGCAAAGAACUGCAGAUAACUUCAGGAGAUAUAAGCUGCAAAAAUGCUAGUUGUAGUGAGGAGGAGGGAAGGGAUGUUACAGAUAUCACUGAAGCAGUGUCUCAAAUCAAAACCAGUAACAAACUGUUGUCUGACAAUAAAUCCAAUCAACAACUUGUUGUAACACAUGCAGAAAAGUCAUUGAAAAGGAAUAGAAACCACUACAACCAACAACUGAAGACUGAAAUGAAUUACAUAAUGUUGUCGGAACAUUCUACAAUGAAUUAUUAUAUACUGAAGAGAACAAUAGUAAUAGAGGAAGUAAUUUACAGCAAUGAAUAUUAUUCAACAAACUAUUGCAGGUAUGAAUGGCAUGAGGUCUUAAUGAAUGCCAGCUGUAGGCAGAAUUUCAGGCCUGAUCACUUCAGCCUGGAAUCCCAGGUUAAGGAAUUCUUCAGCUACAAUAGUUGGUAUUAUGAUCACUUAACAGGAGAAAUAAAGUAUGCGGUUCAUGAAUUUUUUGUAAGAGAUUCCACUUAUGCAUUUCAGUAUUCCUUCACAAAUAAGAUGCAUGAAAACAAAUAUCAGAAGGAAACAUACAAGUUUUUAUUUGAACAAUUUUAUUACCAGUUCGAUAUAAUUGCUAACCCAGUCAUCAGGGUUGAACCAGAAUAUUUAAUUCCUCCAGUUGAUAUAAAUGAUGUACAUUCACGAGGACUAGUAACCAUCUAUUAUGAAUCAGAGGAAGAGGAUCAUGAUCAUAAUGAGUUAACAUCGCAUGCUCAAGCUGCACAUGUUCAAGGUGCACAUGCUCAAGCUGCAUAUACUCAAGCUGCAUAUGCUCAAUCUUCACAUGCUCAAAAUGCACAUGUUCAAGGUGCACAUGCUCAAGAUGCACAUGCAGAUAUUUUGAAUAUGACACCCAGAAGGGUGCAUCCUAUAACAGAAGAUAAUAUGACUGCUGAAACUACCCUUAGUCCUGCAAUUACUUUGAGCCCUACUGACAGAGGUAUACAGUGUAAUGGUUCAAGAGAAACUUAUGCCUUGAAUACUGGAAUAGUGCAGAGUACUGAAAACACAAUGAACAUUAUUGCCAAAGGUGUAAUGGUACAAAGAACUGCAAGUACUACCAGUAUGAAUACUUCUACUACAGGUUCACAGUAUAGCAGUACUAGAGGAACCUAUAGAAUGGCUGCUGAAACAUCACAACUAACUGUAAAUGCUACCAGUAUGAAUACUUCUGCUACAGGUUCACAGUAUAGCAGUACUAGAGGAACCUAUAGAAUGGCUGCUGAAACAUCACAAGUAACUGCAAAUGCUACCAGUAUAAAUACUUCUGCUACAGGUUCACAGUAUAGCAGUACUAGAGGAACCUAUAGAAUGGCUGCUGAAACAUCACAAGUAACUGCAAGUACUACCAGUAUGAAUACUUCUACUACAGGUUCACAGUAUAGCAGUACUAGAGGAACCUAUAGAAUAGCUGCUGAAACAUCACAAGUAACUGCAAAUGCUACCAGUAUGAAUACUUCUGCUACAGGUUCACAGUAUAGCAGUACUAGAGGAACCUAUAGAAUGGCUGCUGAAACAUCACAAGUAACUGCAAAUGCUACCAGUAUGAAUAUUUCUGCUACAGGUUCACAGUAUAGCAGUACUAGAAGAACCUAUAGAAUGGCUGCUGAAACAUCACAAGUAACUGCAAAUGCUACCAGUAUGAAUACUUCUACUACAGUUCACAGCAGUUCUAGAGGAACUUAUAGAAUGGUAGAUGAAACAGUACAAAGAACUGCAAAUAUGAUGAAUGUUUCUGCCAGAACAGAACAGAGAGUUCAAGAAGCAUAUAGCAUGACUGCUGCAUCAGGACAUGGAACUAACCUGAGAACUUCUGGUUUAAGCACUCAUAUUAUUUCCAGUAACUCAUCAGCAGAUGCAAGAUCUGAUAACAACACUUUGGCUACUAUGCCACACAUCCAAGAAACAAGAAACUCUAGACAAGGAAGAGGCAAUCAAGCAUCAAGGGUUAUUGAGUCAGAUCCUGUCAGAAUUGAAGACCAACCAUUGGGAGCUAAUCAUCUGGCAGACCUUAUUCAAGAACAUAUACAUCAAAAUGGAUCUCAACUUCAAAGGACACCAUUGGCUGGACAAGAUAGACCUGAUAUGUGUUCCCCAGACACAGUAACAACUGUUCUUACAUCAGCUGUUCUGCAGAAUCGAUUCAUUCUUGACUAUUUCAGAACAAUGGGUGCCACAGGAGCACAGGUACAUGUGUUGGAAAUAGUCAGAAAUUAUCUUCAGCACAAUUAUGGUAGUGUAACUGCUGAUAUCAGACAAAUGGUUUUGGAAAAGCAUGGAGAUGUUGGAGACAUUCAUAGCGAGGCACAUGUUAUAUCAGCCAUAAUUGGAGAUACAAAGACUGAGAUAAUGACGACUUGUUCCAACCAAGAAUGCCCAGUGAUCAACUCAAGAAUGAUUGAAUCUUCACUGAUUAUAAAGUACCAAGGAACCUUGACUUCAACAUCUGUAGGACAUUAUCUGAACCAACAUCUGAUGGGGAAAGAAGAACCUUGCAGUAAUUGUCAGAGGAUACCACCAGGUAUUAAACGAACUGUAAGAAGUAUUGAAUCCACUUUUAUAUACAUAAAUGCCUCCCAAGGCAGAGUUCCAAAGGCAAAUGUGAAGGACAUGCUUAGUCAGUUCUGUGUUGGUGAGUCACAUUACCAGAUUCAUGCAUUGAGCUUUUGGCAUGACCAGCAUUUCACAGUGAGAAUUAAUAUUCAUAACAUGUGGUGGACAUAUGACAACAAGAGAGGAAUAUUUAAUCAGGGGGUGGAAGUUGAUGAUUGCAUGCCUGGAAUUUUGUCGGGAAUUUAUAUCAAGAAGAUUGCAUAGGUUUCAGUGCAGUCUGCUCCUUGUAUACAGUAUAUUACAAAUUAUUUUUUAAAGCAUGCAAAUCAUUACUUACAAUUUAUAGUUUAGCACUGUGAAAGUAGACAUUUUUGGUAAACAUACAAUUAACAUUGGCACCUUUUUUUUUUAAAAGACUAUGAAAAAAUAACAAAGAUUUUAUAAGAUUUUCAAUUAUGGCCUUUUAAGCUGCAUGUAAUAAAAUUAUGAAAAGAAAAGUAGGGGUUAGCGGGGGAAAUUUUUUUAAUAGCACUAAAUGGAUAAAACCAGAGGAUUCCGAAUAUCUGGCAAAAAUUAAAAAACAAAAGAGGAGCGAACAUCCUUAAAUAAGGUUGUAACUCACCUGACAAAGUUUAUAUUUUAGUUUUUAUGCAUCAAACUUGAUUUGAUAGAUAUUUGGUUUUAUACCCUGCUUUUAGUCCUGAGUUAAUAUAGGGUAGCUCUGAAUAAAUCAUAGGGGUACUUAAAUUUUUAUCAUCUUUAAAAUAGUUGCAUUUCCAAAAGAUAGGUCUUUUUGUCCUUUACAUAUUUGGCUAUAACGAUACCAUAUAGCUGGUAAUGCACAACUAAAUUUUGCUAUUUUGGUGGUAAGCAUUUUAUUGCAAAAUUUAACCUAUUCAAACGUUUUGCUGUCCAUUAAAAAGCAUUGUACAAAGACUUAACCAUGGGAAAGAUUUAAGUACACCUUCCUAGGCCCAACUUGCAAACAAAACUUGAUGAGAAAAACUGCAUAGAGUUAUGGCCCUUUGAUUUAGAUUUGUUAAUACUCAUUGACACCAACCUUUUGUAGAUUUCAUGAUUAGCUAAAGAGAUACCACAUAUUUGAAUACUAUAUAUAUACACAAAAAAAUAAUCAUUUUAAUCACUACUAAAGUGCUAAUAUUGAAGCUGCAAAAUUUUGUAUCCUCAAAAUUUGACAAUCACGGAAAAUUAAGAAAUCCAUAAUACUAGGAAUUCCUUGCUUAUUUAAUGUUUAUGAGCAUAUGCUACUGAAAACCAAUGGUUUGAAUCAUGGGGAGUUUAGUUAUCAUAUUGACAAGGUAUAGGACCAGACCAUAAGGACCAUUUAAGGACUUUUUUAACAGAGCAUUUUGACUAAAAGUUUGACCUUUGCAGACACCUGUCUUUUUGUUAAAAACCUGUCUCAUGGUGUUUUUUUUUUAUAUUUAAGAAAUCUUAGCAAAUGCUAAAUAUCAGAAAUUUUCAUUACAUCAAGCAGAUUUUGUAGUUUGAUUUUAUUUUGAAAUCACCAAAAUAAUUUAGCCUCAUCUCACAGCCAAUAAUUGUUAUAAAUUGGCAAGAAAAGUAGGGUUUUUUUCAGCACACCUGGUUUGUAUGGCCAGUAUGAGCUUUUCUCAUCAGUUCAAAUAGCCUGAAAAAAUUCAUGUAAUAAGAUUAGUUCAUUUUGAGUUCUUUAAAUGUUGAAGUGAUCUCUCUAGAGGUAUUAUGGUUCUAUUUUUUUUUACUUCUGUGAUAUAAGAAUGAAUUUUAUAAUAUAAUGAAUUGAAUAAUUAUGUGGGUAUAUAGUUUUU
Molecule: messenger RNA, 5420 nt
Organism: Mytilus californianus (California mussel)
Lineage: Eukaryota; Metazoa; Mollusca; Bivalvia; Mytilida; Mytilidae
Exons: 5
Coding region: 67-3873 (1268 amino acids)
Source: RefSeq, a predicted model, not a curated record